UGCAUUACCAGCCGUGGUGACCGGGAGGAGAGGAGUGAGGCAUGCAGCAGCCACUCACUCACUCAUCUAGUCAAUUGUUUGUCCUCUAGCUCACUGCUGAUUGUAGGAUUUCUGCGAUUCUUCUGUGAGACACGAUUCUCGCGGAAAAGCCUUUUUUUUCGAAGACAUUCCUGGUUGAUUUGAAAAGAAGAUUCCUGCUUUUCAAACUUUCUUUCCAUAUUUCUGAGCUUCCUAUGUGAUAUACUGAUCCCACUUUGGCUGGCGUUGUAUGCGAGUACUGGAGUGGUAAGGAUUGGCUUGCUGUUGUGCCUUUGCUGCCAAAGUUUGGAGAAGGGAGCUCUGUACGAAAUUUGACUUGAGUGGAGCUCAAAAGGGGGAGGAACCCCAGAAGAUGGUUUGACUUGGAAGAGAGCGCAGUCUUCUCCAGUGCAAAGAGAGAGUGGUUUUUCAAAAAGAGAAGGGAGUCUGAUGUGGGACAACAGCACAAGCUGUUGGAUUUGAGGGUUAUAUUCUUGGACAAAACGUUUUUUUGAGGGCGAAAGAAGUAUUUUGUCUCAGGAAAGCAUCUUUUUGCAGUUUUACAACAUGGCUGGGAUGUAUGGAUGCUUCAAGAGCAGGAACAGUGACAGCGCUGCCAUGGCAUCAGGACCUCCAGAUGUGAUGGCCAAUCAGGAGCCUGCUGACGUCGUGGAAGAGUGCUCAGGGAAGAAAAAGUCCAAGUUCCAGACAUUUAAAAAGUUCUUCGCUAGGAAGAAGAGAAAGGAGCCGCCAGCCGCAGGAGCAGGAGCAGAUGCGGGGCUUAAAGGCAGCCAGUCCACCGACAAUGUCAGCAAAACAUCCGAAAAUAACACGCUCACUCGAUCAGAGAAGGAAAAGGGCUCUGGGUCAAAGAUCAGUCUGGGCAGCAAGGCCUUGUCACAUGACUCCGUCUUUGUGUCGGACCUGUCGGAGGCCAACGAGGCUCUGGGGGCGUCUCAGGACAGCAUCCAUGGAAAAGUGAAAUCCCUACAGCUCCAGCUGAAGCAGGCCAUCAGACUGGGCUCUCCUCCGUCCCUCAUGUGUGUGAAGAGAACAGACGAUGCUGGAACCAUGUCCGAGGACGACGGCCUGCCCUGUAGUCCGCCUGAAUACACAACACACACAGUCACGAAUGAGACUCAGAGGAACAGCUCCAUCAGUCUGGAGGGGAUAGACAGUGAUGAUGAUCAGUUGUCCUGCGCCACCUCCAGCAGAGCAGUGAGCCCCCUGGUGGUCCCGGGGGACUUCAGCCAGCCGGCCAGUCCCUUCGGCUGCCUGGAUAACUCUGCUGCCAAACACAAGCUGGGCCUGAGACACAAAGCCUGCAACAGGAGGAAACCUGUGACUAAGCUGGAGAUGAAACCAGAGGGAGACUCUGUGGUGGAGGACACACUGAACUCAUCCAGAACAGAAGCUUCAGAGCAACAGGAGACAAAAGAAGUUGUAGAUGGUGAUGAGCUGCAACCAAAGGUGGAGAGGGAAGAAGAAGAAGAGGAAAAGGAAGAUGAGGAGGUGGAGGAGGAGGAGCCACAGCUUUCCAGACGCUCCCUGUCAGGAGACGAGGAGGUCAGGGAGGAGGAGGAGGCAGAGGAGGAGUCUGAAGCUGAACAGGAUGUUUCUCACCCGGACUCUUCCUCUGCUCCUGAGCCGUGUCUCUCAGGGGAGGACGCCCUUGACGCCCAGCCCCUGUCCUCCUCCAAACCCAGCUCCAGAGCCUCCUCUCUGGACAGUCCCAGAGCCACACCAGAGCCCCCUGCUGCUCCCAGAGAGUACCUGCUGGACCCUCCAGGCACCUCCUACGGAGUGGAGGACAAGAGCGUUGAAAGCGACUUGGCACUGAGCGGAGAAGAAGAAGAAGAUGGAGUCCAGGAGAACAGGGAGGAGGAGGAGAGCUCCUUCUUACAGGAGGUGCUGAGCUCCUUGAAGACUCCACUGGCGUCCUGCUCGCUCAGCAUGAAGACUGAGGGCAUGGUGCUGGAGAUAGAGGAGGAGGAGGAGGAGGAGGUGGUGGUGGUGGAGGAGGAGAAGGAGGAAAGAGAAGAGGUCGAGAUAGAGGAAGGAGAGGAGGUGAAGGAGGAGGAGGAGGAGGCAGAGGUAGAGGAGCCUGUUGGUGAUCAGGCUGCUCCUGCUGCCUCCCUCUCGUCAGAUCCCACCACAGAGGAAGAAGAAGCCACUUUGAGGGCUCCUUCUUCUGAAGAUGCUGAAGAAGAGCAGAAAGUUGAGGAAGUAGAAGAAGAGGAAGCAGCGGAGGAGGAAGAAGAACGAGUGAUAGAACAAGUCAGUCAACAUGGUCAAGAAGAAGAAGAGGAGAAAGAAGUGGAAGAGGAAGUCACCCACCAGGAACAAAUUGAUGUGCCUGCAGAAAACACUGUCCAGGCAGAGGAAGAGAGGAGAGAAGAAGAGAGAGAGGGAGAGGAUGAGGCCAUAGAGCUGGAGAAAGAGCCAGAGGUGGAGGAGGAGGGACGGGAGAAGAGUGAAGAGGAGGAUGGAGAGAAAGAGAGAGUAGAGGAGGCAGAGGAGGCGGUAGAAGAGGAGAGAGAUGAUGCAGAAGAGAUGACGGAGAUGUUUCCUGAUGCAGGAGAGGAAGAAGUGGCCGUGCAGGAGGAAGAGGAGGCUGGAGAUGACACACGUGAGGAUGAAGCAGAGCUGGAUCAUCAGGUAUGUGCUACAGUGCAUGAGAGUCAAGCAGGCUUCAAUCAGAGCUUUGAAGACAAGAGGGAAGAUGGAGAAGAGAAGGUGGAGGAUGACGUAGAGAUGGAGCACACAGAAGAGAAAUCAGAGCAAGAGGAAGAGAGUAAAGCAGAUCUGCAGCAGGAAUGUGUGGAAACAGCCAAACCAGACAUGAAUCAAGUGGAAAAAGAUCCAAGUGAAGCCACAGAACAAGCUCCUGUUUCUUCCAAGCCGCCUUCUUUGUCUCUUCCAGAGUCACACGAUGAGACUCAGGCACGAGAGAGUGGAACCAUCACUCCCAGUAAGACCAGCUUCAUCCACAUCAACCUGCUCUCUCCGAGCUCAGAGAAAGCCACGCCUUUCUUUCAACAGUCCCCAACCGCUGCACACCCCAAAGAAAGUGAGACAGAGCAAAAAACAGCAUCAGCAGAGGAAGAACCAGCUGAGGAGACGGUAGAAGAAGAAGAAGAUGCUACAGCUGCUGUCUCGGUAAAAGAAGAGGACAACAAGCCGUCCGCUGGCUCAGAUCAGAGCAAAGCCCGCUUCACCAUCGCUGCAGCCUGGCAGAGGUCUCUGUCUGCCGGGGAUGGAGAAGUUGGUUCCACCCCUCCCUCCUCUCCGUCUGCCUGCAUCUCAACUACUUCGUCGGGCCCUGUUGAAGUGGAAGCGGAGGCUGAGAAGGAUCCGGAGGUGAAAGCAGAGCCGGCGAGUCCAGCAGCUAAGGUUGAAGUGGUGAUGAGCCCUGGGAAAGUGAGGAACGCAGGGACGAGCUCUCCCACAUCACCACCAUCCAUCAGAGCUCUGAGCUCACCUGCUGCCAGCACAGAAGAGAGCUCCGUGGUAGCGGAGGGAAACCCCGAAAAUCCGUUUGGAGUUCGGCUGAGGAAAACUUCAACUCUGCAGCGCUUCAGCUUGGAGGAAGAAACCACAGAGCCUACCACCGAGCCUCCAGCUCAGCCAACCAGCUGUAAAGUCGACUCACCGCAGCCAAUCAGCAUGAAGCCCUCCAUAAGUCAGCCAAUCAGCAACAAGCCUGCCCUCCCUAAGAAACCUGACGUACACGGAGACGGUGGAGGGAAAACCAAGCGCAUGUCAGACCCAGCUGCAGCUCGUGCUGUUUCUCCUGGAUCAGGUUCUCCCAGCUGGAUCUCUGUAGCCAAACAGAAACAGAAGAUCUAUAAAGAAAACUCACUGGAUGAGAUUACUGUCAGGAAGGAGGAACAAGAGAGGAAGAGUUCACUGCCAAUGUACGUCAGCUCAGCUGUGAGCAGGGAGCACGGCAACAAAGCAGCUGAGUCCACCGGCAAAGUGAGUCCGCUGGAGACCAGUAAGCCUUCAGCGUCUGUAGAAAAGGAGACCAGGAGAGCUCUCUCUCCUCCAACUCCGGUACCACCUCAGCCUCCUAAGUCCCAGUCGCUGCCCUGUCCUGUCCCUCCAAAACCCCACCUCCCCGCUGCCACCGCCAAACCCCCAGCCCAACCUCACGCACCCCAACGAUCCCUCUCACCCCCCGUUUCCCAAAAAUCCCCCUCUUGCACAAGCCCGCCUCCUCCCUCCAAAACUGCAGAGUCAUCUAAGGCACCCCAGACCCAGAGCACGACACUUACCUCCCCUCCUAUUUCAUCGAGAACCGCCGCCCCAGAGAAGUCCGGUUCGAGAGCUGCGGGAGUUCCCGGCCCGACCCCGGCCUCCCAGCGGGGCCUGCCUCCACAAGCGUUGCCCCAGGAUGAGCCUCCCUGGAUGGCCCUGGCCAAGAAGAAGGCCAAAGCCUGGAGCGAGAUGCCCCAGAUCGUCCAGUGACGGGCACAGCUUUCAGUCAUGUACAGAGGCCCGGGCGGGUCGGAUCUGAAAGGGGUCUGGAUGGACCAAAAUGCAUUUGCACACAAAGAGUUGUUUGUCGUUUUCUAUCUUUCUGGCUUACGUCUUCAGAUUGGUCCAAACCCUCCAAUCACAGCUAAAGACGCUUUAACUCCUUCUUUCUAUAUGUUGUACAUUCAUGUUUUCUAAAUGAGAGGAUAGGACCCCAAACAUUAA
Messenger RNA from Centropristis striata (black sea bass), 4722 nucleotides. RefSeq lists its product as uncharacterized. The coding region runs from base 586 to 4488 and encodes 1300 amino acids. Lineage: Eukaryota; Metazoa; Chordata; Actinopteri; Perciformes; Serranidae. The record is from RefSeq and is a predicted model, not a curated record. The transcript has 16 exons.